Hylaeus anthracinus is the source of this 5919-nucleotide messenger RNA. RefSeq names its product zinc finger protein 530-like. The record is from RefSeq and is a predicted model, not a curated record. Gene Ontology annotation, biological process: negative regulation of transcription by RNA polymerase II; regulation of immune system process; regulation of cytokine production. The transcript has 4 exons. The coding region runs from base 2681 to 4858 and encodes 725 amino acids. Lineage: Eukaryota; Metazoa; Arthropoda; Insecta; Hymenoptera; Colletidae.
UGGUAUGGAAACACUUCGAGAUCCCUGCUUAUCGACGGAGAUUUAUCGACCAUGCUUUGAGAGAAUUAUUUAUCGCGAAACUAGGGACGCGUGGCGUCUAAUAUCUUCGUCAGGGCGUCUUGAAAAAGUCUCGCGGGGUUUUUCCCACGUCAGGGAAACAGAUAAAUACUCGAUGUCGAAUCGCGAAGGUAACCACAGUCGCAUCACGUGUUCGUCGUAUUCCGAUACCGAGUCAUGAGUGCGACUGCAUGCUAAUCAGCAGAUGGGAGCAGGGAAUGAAAAUAGGAGGUGCUUCGAGGGGGGCUGCUUCGGGUAAAAAGUAGCACACCAAGAGGAUGGUAAACCGUUUUAACGAUCUUAUAAAGAUAAAUUGAUAUUAAUCCGUUAGAUUUAAAAGAAUAGAUAGCUUUACCAAGUAUUACACGUUCUGGCAAGCGAAGUAAUCUACGAAGAGGGCAUAAGUCGUGGUCGCGUGGUAAGAAACGCCUCGGCAAUGUACACGGCAGGUGCGCGUGCAGACAGCUCGAGGCGCUUACCAGUUAACCAUGGGGCGGGCAAACUUUUUCUGAAAGGGCCAAGCAAGAAGCUGCGGGAUUUACCGUGCCAAAAAGAGGUCACGCUAUGCUAAAGCGAACACAAGUCUUUUUAAUCAUCUUGUCAGGGUAGUAUAAUCCGUACAUAUCAUCCGUAAAAGUUCUCACUGGGAUACUACUGCUGCAACAGGCAUCGUUUCUACGUUCGUGGCGUGUUAACCUUUUAGAUAAAAAGAAUACGAAUGGCAAAGAUAUUCCUUACCCUAAAGCGAAUAGAUUAGUUGAAGUUCGUAAAGAUAGUUUACCGUGUGUGUCCAUUUACUCUACCGUGUGUGUCCAGCACUCGAGAGAGAAGAUGAAAAUGAAUGGACGCAGCUGUAAGAUUCUCAUUCCCCGAGCACGCAUUGGCUUUUUGCCAAGUCGUGAGCCCGAGCCAUUAACGCGCGGGAUUGCUUAUCAGUUGCUGAGUCCGCGUUAUUGCGACGCGGUCGUCGACGGAUGACCAACCGAGCGACACGGCUGUGUUUCGGUCCCUGUGCCACCUAGAUGCCCCCACGUCUCGUAACUCGCCAGAUAUCGACCAUAAACGACGAAAGUGAUCGCGCGUCCCUGAUAUCGACUUACCAUCGAUUUUAUCAAUAAAUGACAAACAAAUUCUCUUCUAGACAUUUUUUUAUUUUAUUAUUUAUUAUGUUUUCAAACGUUAUAAUAGGAUUAUAUCCCCUCCCUCGUUUUCAUAACCUAAAGAUAACCUUACUUUUCUUCGAUUGAUAAUUGGGCUAGAUGUUAUCGACAGACAAUUAGAUUUAUCGUAACGUACAAAAAAUUACGUGUGUGUACGUGUGUGUGUGUGUUCGUAAGAGGGGUUAAGUAAUAGAAACAAUUACUCGAAAGUAUGAGAAUACGUAGUGAACGUAUAUUUCGAAAUAAUACCAUCGACACCCUACAUAGUCAUCCUACACUCGUUUACCAUUUACUUCCUGGAAUAAUUGAUUACUACGGAACCUUAAUUAUAGGUUACCGUGCAUAACAAUAAAACUUUCAUUUUUACCUGCAUCUCGUCCAGCUUGGUGUCAAGCUGUGAUCGAUCGACAGUCGCAUUCUAACCUCCGUGAAAUACCAAAAAUGCGCUGUAAUGGAAAAAUUGUGAACAAUCAAAAGUAUUUAGCUAAAAAGAAAUACGACAAAUUCGUAACCUGCGAACAUUUAAACAUGGUGGAAGAAAUCGCGUCGGCGGUACAGUGUUGCCAGUACGGAAAUGCUCGAUGACGCUAUUGCCAGGUUUGCUCCCUCCAAAACCGCGCGUGCAUUGGCAGCAUUGUUUUUUGGUAGUUUACAAAUAAAAUGGCCGAUAUAUGAGGCUAUUUUGUAUGGACAAUAAAAUAUGCAAUUCUGUAAAAUUAAUGACCAUCGGCCGUUCGUGUAUGUACGUGAAAGUAUAGGUACAGUGCCGCGAAAUACGAGAAAAGAAGGUGAAGUGUGAGUGAGCGUGUGGGAGUGCCGUGAGAAGAAGGUGGAGGUUGUCUUUCAAGACCCGUGGACGCCGCGGGCCCGAAGACCGAAACGAAGAAUCACUUAAGGGACUCUAAUACAUAGAAAAGCCAGCCGACCGCUGUAUUUUUUCCAUUGGCGCGCGGUGGCGCGACAACUAAACGAAAACGACUCUAGAUUUGCGGAACCUGGUUUACAGCACACGGGCCCCCUCUGCCGCCUGCUCCAAUUCUUCGAGUGUUCUCGCCUCACCUCCUGAACACUGUGUGUUCCUGAGUCAGGGAAAACAACACUUGGGUACACGCCGUGUACACCGUUGUUUUAUGUCACAUAUGAUAACAAACACACAGCGUUGACCACCUUGCAAACAUUACUCAACGUAUACUGAUCAUCCAGACCUAUCGAACAGCACUGCGUACCCCAAUACUAUUAUACCACAGAGCCGCUUUAGGCAGAUAUGAUUCCCAAUCCUGAAACCAAAGGCCGAGAUACUGGAGUGUGACGGGUACGUUUACUUAGAACCUUUCAAAAUAUUUCCCGCAGACCAAUUCGUGGUAGUGGAGAGAAGUGGUGUGGACGAUGCGUUGACAGAGACGGAGGGGCCCACGAGCACCGCGUCCAGCCAGCCCACCCCCUCCGUUACCCCUGUGUCAAACAUGUGCACCACUCCUGGCAACGUGGGCACAGGAUUUGGGUAUACCUGGUCCUUUGGCGGACCUGGUGCUGAAACCCGAGAAAAUGCUCAGGGUGAACUCACUACCAAUAUUAGUUACGCGGUGAACAACAAUCAGGAUCAGAGUUCGAGUCAGAAGAUUCAGGUCGACAUUAAGCCCACCAAAAUCACCAAUAGUACGCACCGAAGACCAAUGUUCACUAUGAACGAAACUUGUCAGCAAACUCCAACCACCCACCAUGGCCAUACAGCUGGAGCUCACAAUCAAACUCAUGUCCGUAUUAAAAAACAACACGAUGUAUUUUCGUUAACAUGCGAUAAAGGCGGUUGCAAUUGCGACGCCGCGCAUCCGACACCCCCGCCGUCUCUUUUCUCUAAUACGUUAGUUUUUACCACAGCCGAUAAGCAUGCCAUGAGUAAACAUUUCAUGACACCCCUUGGACCAAUACAACUUACAGCGGAAGAGUGCAAUGAAAUUUUAAUGAAAAGAGCAGCAGCUGCCUCGAAUCAAGCCAACGUAAACAAUGUGACGACGAGUCAAACAGAUAGCACAGCCCAUUUUGGACACGUUUUAACGCACGUUAAUACCACUCAAAUUGAAACCAAGGUAAAGCAACAGCAAGAUAUGGGAAGUCAGGUCCGUGUACCAAAAGAAAGACCGUACUCCUGUUCUGAAUGUGGGAAGUCGUUUCUCUUGAAACAUCACCUUACCACGCACGCGAGAGUGCAUACCGGGGAACGACCUCACGUUUGUGUUCAUUGCGGAAAAAGUUUUGCACACAAACAUUGUCUUCAUACUCACCUGCUCCUCCAUAGCGCGGAUCGACCGUAUCAAUGCCGCGAAUGUAAAAAAUCUUUUACAUUAAAACACCAUCUAGUAACGCACACGCGUGUACACACGAGGGAUCGACCAUUCAUUUGUCAAGAGUGUGGGAGAGCAUUUCCUUUAAAACGUCACCUAGUGACUCAUAGUAAAUUCCAUUCAGGAGAGAGACCUUUUGUUUGCGAAGAGUGUGGAGAGUCGUUUUCGCAAAAGGACCAUCUCACGAUGCAUUCGCGCUUCCAUGGCAGUCUACAUCCAUUCGUAUGUCAUGAUUGCGGGGCAACCUUCCAGAGGAAGUUCGAGUUAGUGAAUCACGGCCGCCUCCACGGCAGAGUUCCACACUCGUGUACUGUUUGUGGAAAAGAAUUUCUACAAAAGAGAACAUUAUUGGCACAUAUGCGUUUACAUACAGGAGAAACACCGUUUGCUUGCACCGUUUGUGGAGAGGCUUUCCCUCGAAAAACGGACCUGGUUGCCCACUCUAAGAUUCAUAACAACAAUACGAACACGGAUGAAAAGGGUCUGAUGUGCAGGGAAUGUGGAUUGGACUUCUCGAAUCGAGAAGCCCUUACUUUGCACUUAAGGUUACAUUCUGGUGAUCGAACGCUUGUUACGGACCUUUGUGGACUAGCAGCCGCCUUCCAACAAACUCCUGGACACUUCCUCACCCCCAACACUCCAGCAACCCAUCAGAUGAAUGGACCGAUUGGAAACCCCGGUGUCAGCCAUAUGCACGGUGCGACGCAAACAUCACCACCAGUGGGAGCGGGCCCAAAACCGAAACCACAUGUUUGUCCUGAUUGCGGUCGUGGAUUUGCACAGAAACACGGUUUGUCCCAACAUCAACGGCGUCACACGGAUGGCAGCUGCCACAUACGAUCCCACGUGUGUGAUAAAUGUGGCAAAGCCUUUUACCAGAAGAACCAUUUGCUACUGCAUCAACGUCAGCACAUGGAUCCUCCUCCGAGUAUACUCCGGCAACAGCAGAGGCAAGCUGCGCAGGCUGCUGCCCAGCAAGCACAACAACAGCAACAAGCGCAGCAACAACAACAGGUGCAGCAACAACAGGUGCAACAACAACAAGUGCAGCAACAACAGGUGCAACAGCAGCAGCAGCAGCAGCAACAGCAAACACAACAGCAGCAGCAGCAAACGUGCACGGUAGACACAAAAACAAUACAGCUACAAGCGAUACAGCAACAAGUGCAACAACAAGUUCAACAACAGGUACAACAGCAAGUACAACAACAGGUACAACAGCAAGUACAACAACAACAACAGCAACAACAAGCGUGCUCUGUGGACACUAAAGCAAUACAGUUAAAUGUCACUAUGUGAGACGAUAUAGAAAGUGGGGACUGGACAGUCCCUGGAACAAUAGCACUCCCAAAUGCGCACCCGGCUGCCACCCUCUGCACGCACUUCUCUUGUACUAACAAUACACAUUAGAUAUAUUUAUUAUCUCUAGAAUCGAAUACGAAGUAAUCAAUUUUAUUACAAGAGUAUAUAUACAAAGUAUACAUAUUAUAUUCUAAAUAUGUAAGGCUUGUAACAAGAAAAUAAAAAUAACCAUAUAUUAGUGUUUUACAUAUACUUUAUAUAUCAUUUACUCUAGAUAUGUAAAAUGAAACUAAACAAAUUAGUUGCCUUAAUGAGAUGAAGAAUUUUAAUGAAUAUAUUAACUAUUGUUUGGUGAACUUUUUUUUUUUCAUUUACUUUUAAUUAGUAGGACAUCACUUUAUAAGAAAACGCAUAUUGAAUAAACAAACAUAAAAAAAGAAUAAGUUUUUUUAUGUACUACUGCUUUGUUGUUAUCCUUCAUGCUGUGCUUGUAUGACGGAAGUCGAGAGAAACGUUUGAUCGUGUGAGUGAUCAGUAAGGAUGAGUACGUAGAAUGUAUCAAGAAAGAGGGAGAGGGUGGCAGACACAGCGCAUUUACGGAGCAUUUUAAAUUGUAGGUCUGCCCGACGAAAAAGAAGAAUGAGUGGUGUCUAAUACGUACUUUUACGUUACACGGUACGCGCAAUUUGUUUAACAAAUUCUAGAGAACUAAGUAGAAUCGCAAAAAUUUAUAUUUCAUUGUCGUUUUUAAUUGAUUUCGUAGAAUCGUGUACAUUUCGAAUUGUUAAAAUGUUUUGUUUUCAUGUUUUUACAUGAUCGUACUGUUUCUAUUUCUUAACUCCCGUACUAUUCUAAGUUCGUGGUAACUUGGACCUUUUUUUUUACUUUAUAAUAUUGGGAUGAUAUGCGUGAAAGGCGUUGACAUGUUCUCGAAAAAUCACUCAGUAUAGCGGACUUUUGUAAUAGUUUGUCAGAGAUAUGUAAUAGUUAAUAGAAUUGCGCAAAAAAAAAAAAAAUGAAAGAAGUAAUAAAGGUAACUUUCCUACAUAGUUUUAACA